UGUAUGUCAGUGACGGAAGAAGAAAAUGGAGGCGGCAGUGUUCAUUCUCUCGCUGGUGGACUGCUGCGCACUGAUUUUUCUCUCCGUUUACUUCAUUAUCACCUUAUCUGAUCUAGAAUGUGACUACAUCAACGCCAGAGCGUGCUGCUCCAAACUGAACAAAUGGGUAAUCCCAGAGAUGAUAGGCCAGUGUCUCUCCACUGUGCUCAUGUUAGUCUCCAUGCACUGGUUCAUCUUCCUCCUCAACCUGCCUGUAGCAGCCUGGAACAUUUACAGGCACUUGAAGGUUCCGAUGGGAAACAUGGGCGUGUUUGACCCGACUGAGAUCCACAACCGUGGUCAGCUCAAGUCCCACAUGAAGGAGGCUAUGAUCAAACUGGGUUACCACCUGCUCUGCUUUUUCAUUUAUCUGUACAGCAUGAUCUUGGCUCUGAUCAACGACUGAAGCGCCUGACAUCUCUCUCCAACAUCUUCCAAAAAUCAUCAAAUUCCAAUCUCCAGGGUUUUCUGUUUCCUCCUCACUCACUGCUCCUCUCCUGUGUAUGCGUCAACUCUGUCAGAACAGCGGGGAGAACAAGUUCACUCUCACAUUUGGUCGCGUCUGUUGAUACUUACGCAUUUAAUACCCGUGACAAACGCAUGUUGUGACGGCACCCGUCUCUGCGCAAAGACCUGUUAGACUGCUGUGUUCGCAGAAGACGUCCUGCAGCAGUCUAGGGCCGUGACGAUUAUUCCAUUCCUCGAUUAUUAUUUGAUUACUUUUAAUUAAUCGCCAACUGUUUUGAUAAUUGAGAAGGUUUUCUCAUUCUUCAGCUUCUUAAAUGUGAAUAUGUUCUGGUUUAUUUGCUCCAUAUAUAAGAAUAAGAAUCUAUUAAAACUGAAUCAUUUUGGCUUGUUGGCAAAAACAAGACAUUCAAGAACGUCAUAAUUUCCACACACUGAUCUACAUUUUAUGGACCAAACAUGUACGGAUUAAUUGAUUAUGAAAAUAAUUGAUAUUUGCAGCCCUACUGUAUUUUUAUGUUACUUUGAGAGUGCAAUAUUUUCUCAGGUGGUACUUGGUCUAAAGCAUUUACUUGACAAUGAGGGUUUAUGGAUCUCUGAGCGUCAGAUCAGUUCGUCCCUACGCUACACCCUCUUUGCCAUUGCACUCAGCACAGCUCUUGCCUUGUGUAGGUAGGCUUCGUCUUAAGAUUGCAUUUGCGUUGGUUACAAAUAAAUAAAUAAAUAAACUUAGGGACGAUAAGAGAAAAAUCCACAUUUAUUGGCUUAUAAACCUGUCACUUAUUGAUCUGCGUGGUUCGUGAUUCAAACAUCAUGUUGUCAUCCUAUUGUGCUCUGUUCCACUCGGCUUCAUGCUACGGAAGAGGAUUAGGGCCAAACAAGGCAAUUGGGGAUGACAGAUUUCACCCCAUUCAUGCAACAAGCCUCUGUUGGCCUAUAUGUGUAACAGACUCUGUGGCGCAACAGUUGAGCACCUGACUUCAGAUCAAAAGGUUGCAUGUUGAAAUCCACGUCAGGGUCAAAAUUCUUGAGCCUCAUACAGCAAGUGCCGACACACACAGAGCCACCAAAAACAAUGCUUCACUCCCACUCAGUGGGCUGAAGUAAAUAAACAGCCUGAAUUCUUAGAUUAAAGUCAGAAUUAUUUAAUCUCAGAAUUCUGUGUUUUCCAAAAAAACCUCACAAUUGGCCCCAAUCCUCUUCUGUACCAGACAGUGAGAGUUUUGACAGCACAGAGCGAGAUACAGACUCAAACUACAACGCUGCUGUGUUUUCCCCCACAGACAACUUUAUUGAUUUUUAAUCUGGAUGUGAAGACAAGUUUCAGCAAAUCCCAUUUUUUAAAUUUCUACUCCCAACACUGUUGUCGCUCAUUUAUUUUCCUCAUAUCCCCGCACUCUUGACUGUAACGGAGGACGCCUAAAACCUUUACAAGAAACGUGGUCAAACUAUCAAAAGUUUUCACACGCGUUGGAGAUUAGCGUGGGAAUCUCUGGAGCUGAUCUUAAUACUCUGUGUGAAUUUUUGGUGCCUUGUGAUCCCGUGUUUGUGAAGCAUGGGAAAUUGUAAAGACGAUAUACUUUCUUUUUACAUUCAGAUAGAGAAGUCGUGAGUGUGUUGCUCUUGUGCUACAAAAGGACGCAGACGUUUAAUGCAAGGAAUGGUGGGGGGGCAAAAUUUACAAUAUAGGAGGACAGUUCAGUUUUUUCAUUUUAAGUAGGGAUGAUAUAAGGUACUUGAUCUGGGUCUUUCUUUACAAGGCUAUAAUCACAUUUUCUGUGCUGUUCCCAUUCAUAUCAAAACAAAGUAGAAAUUUGGUUCUGUUCUGCAACAUUUCAGUCACUGUGCUGUCUGUAUAACCCUGACUCUACAGUACCUUAUACAUCCUCACUUCAAGAAUCCUGAACUACCCCUUUACCAUUCUUCUGCAAAAAGAAACUGUAUGUGUGUGAUGUAAAUGUAGUCUUAAGGCACCAGCCGUCGCAGUAUUGGUGACAGUUGGGAGUGAACCUCCGUCAUGUACCGCUGUAGUAUUUCCACUGGCAGACAGUGUGAGCAGGUGGGCUCCUCACUGGGAUGAUGAUGACGGGUGUGUGUGUGCACUCCUCUUUUAGAAUCAUGGCUGCUUUGGCUGCAGUGUCAGUCACAUCAUGUGAAAAAAUGCUGGUGAAUGAGUUUGUGUCUUUUUUUGGGAGGGAAAAAUGUGUUUGAUAAAUAAACAUUAAAGGCAAGUGGUGUACUAUGGCUGCA
Solea senegalensis (Senegalese sole) is the source of this 2754-nucleotide messenger RNA. It is a transcript of the gene cnih4, whose product is annotated as cornichon family AMPA receptor auxiliary protein 4. Gene Ontology annotation, biological process: endoplasmic reticulum to Golgi vesicle-mediated transport. The record is from RefSeq and is a predicted model, not a curated record. NCBI's taxonomy places the organism in Eukaryota, Metazoa, Chordata, Actinopteri, Pleuronectiformes, Soleidae. The coding region runs from base 26 to 445 and encodes 139 amino acids. The transcript has 5 exons. Gene Ontology annotation, cellular component: COPII-coated ER to Golgi transport vesicle; endoplasmic reticulum membrane.